Molecule: messenger RNA, 1464 nt
Organism: Zygosaccharomyces rouxii
Lineage: Eukaryota; Fungi; Ascomycota; Saccharomycetes; Saccharomycetales; Saccharomycetaceae
Gene: URK1
Product: uridine kinase URK1
Exons: 1
Coding region: 1-1464 (487 amino acids)
Cellular component (GO): cytoplasm
Molecular function (GO): kinase activity; ATP binding
Source: RefSeq, a predicted model, not a curated record
AUGACAGCGUCCAAUACACCAUCUCCCACUAUUUUAGAGUCCACCAAUGUUGCUAAGGUCCACCAUAGUGACGCAAAUGGUCAUCAUUCUAAAUCAAAAAGAUUCCAGUAUCUACCACCAUGGACCACUCCAUAUGUCAUCGGGGUAGGAGGACCAUCAGGAUCAGGUAAGACGAGUGUAGCAGCCAAGAUAGUAUCUUCCUUGAACGUUCCCUGGACAGUUUUAAUUUCAUUGGACAAUUUCUACAAACCAUUAAAUGCUGAACAGAGAAGAACAGCAUUCGAGAACAACUACGAUUUUGACCAUCCAACCGCUCUUGAUUUAGAUUUAGCAUAUGAGGCGAUAUCGAGCUUAAAAGAGGGUAAAAAGACUACAAUCCCUGUUUACAGCUUUGUGGAGCACAAUAGAAUUCCUAACAAGAAUAUAACCAUCUAUGGUGCUAGUAUCAUUGUACUUGAAGGGAUUUACACCCUUUAUGACAAAAGAUUACUUGACCUAAUGGAUUUGAAAAUCUAUGUGGAUGCAGAUCUGGACGUUUGUCUUGCGAGAAGGUUAUCGAGAGAUAUCGUAUAUAGAGGUAGAGACCUCGAGGGUUGUCUCGAACAAUGGGAGAGGUUUGUCAAACCCAAUGCAGAACGCUAUUUGAGACCUAAAAUGAAAGAAGCAGAUGCAAUCGUGCCCUCUUUAACCGAUAAUGGUGUCGCUGUGGAAUUAAUCAUUAAUCACAUCAAAUCGAGAUUACAACAAAAAUCCGAAGAACAUUUGAAGGAGUUGAUAGAAUUGGGUCAUUCUGAUUUGGUUAAUGUUUCUGAGCAUCCCUCUUUACAUGAAUUGGUGCCAACAAAUCAAGUUAAUGCCAUAAUUACUAUGCUGUUAAACAAAAUGACUAGUCGCUAUGAUUUUGUAUUUUAUUUUGAUAGGAUUGCCACUAUUCUUCUCACACAGGUGUUAAGUGACAUACCUGUAUAUGAAAAAUGUACCAUAGAGACUCCCGAAGGUACUACUAUACCUGAUGCCUUAAAAUGCGAUUUCAACCAAAUAACCGCCAUCAAUUUAAUCGAAUCAGGCGACUGUUUUAUGCAUUCCUUGAAGAAAACAAUUCCAAACAUUGUCACUGGGAAAUUAUUGGUGCAAUCUGACUCACGGACGGGGGAACCUCAAUUGCAUUUUAAACUUUUGCCUCCUGACAUCACCAACUACAAAAUGGUCCUUUUAACGGAAGCUCAAAUGAUUUCCGGUGCCUCUAUGAUUAUGUCCACCCAAGUCUUAUUAGACCAUGGUGUUGAACUCGAAAACAUCAAGGUCGUUGUAUUCUUAGCAACGGAAAUUAGCAUCAGAAGAAUUCUUAAUGCUUUUGAUGGGAAAGUUGACAUCUACGUCGGUAAAAUAGUUACCAAAAAUGAAUUGAACCGGUGCGACUGGGCUAAGGCCAGAUUUGUUGGAGCAAAGUACUUUGGCUGGUGA